AUGACCAAGUACGCGAGACAACUGGGGUUUAACAUUGCAGGUCUUUUGGGUUUCGGCUAUGAUCUAGGUCUUCAAACCGAGAAGACUAAUCGGUCCAUGCUCACAAUGCUGGACGCGGGAACUGCAUGGAGCAAUAUGUCUCUACAGUACCCCAGCCUUCCAGGAUUCAGAGCAGCCUUGAUCUUGAUCAAGACCUUUCGCAAGUUCCACUGGCCGUAUCUUGCCAUUAUUGAAAAGAUGAUUCGCCUCCGCACGGGCAUGGCAAAAGGUGCCAAGCAUGAUCUCUAUUCAGUCGUGGCAAAUAGUUUCAACGAUCAAUCCGACAGCGGCAUCAGGGAUAGCAAGCUCUGGGGCUGA
Messenger RNA from Pestalotiopsis fici W106-1, 357 nucleotides. RefSeq lists its product as uncharacterized. The record is from RefSeq and is a predicted model, not a curated record. Lineage: Eukaryota; Fungi; Ascomycota; Sordariomycetes; Amphisphaeriales; Sporocadaceae. The transcript has a single exon. The coding region runs from base 1 to 357 and encodes 118 amino acids.